Messenger RNA from Clupea harengus (Atlantic herring), 2675 nucleotides. It is a transcript of the gene tra2b, whose product is annotated as transformer 2 beta homolog. Gene Ontology annotation, molecular function: RNA binding. NCBI's taxonomy places the organism in Eukaryota, Metazoa, Chordata, Actinopteri, Clupeiformes, Clupeidae. The record is from RefSeq and is a predicted model, not a curated record. Bases 1824 to 2675 code for a protein of 283 amino acids. The transcript has 6 exons.
GGAUAAACCGAGCUAGAUUGCUGCAUACGCGACCUUGGUGCAACUUGAGGCGUCUUUGGAAGACUUGCGAAAAAGCAACUGCCGAAAUGAGUGACAACGAAAAAGAAUUCGUUGGUCGGGUAUGUGUGCUCAAAACACCCGAGUUAAAAGUAAUAUAAUCCGUUACAUUUAUUUAUUCUAACCUUGCGUUUCUCCCCAAAACACAGUUAUUCAUUCGUGGCGGAGAAGCUAACGUCAUCAGGCUAGUGAAGAUAGCUAGCGUGGUUGCAGUCAUGAUCAAGGGCUGUUCCCUGUAUUACCGCACAGGCCCUAGCACUAUAUGUCAAACUGCACAUGUUGUUUAGAAGUUAACGAUAAUUAAUGUUGGGUGUUUGAGUUUUAGUGCGUUAGAUUUGAGUGGUUUGGUUAAUUUAACUGCAAAAUAAAUUCACUUUCGUUGUAGAGUAGAUAGAGCUACAUUACUUCUUUUCGUAUACAAGAUGGUUAGGAUGCUAUCAUGACAGUCGACCACAUCCGCGGAAUUUAUUUGUCAGUUCGUUUACACUCACAUUAUAUUAUAGCAUCGAGUGUUACUUGGAAGCCAGAUAACUGCCCAAUUUAGCAGUUUGAUUUCCAGUAGAUCGUUGUAAUAACGUACCAUAAACUAUAUUGCGAUAGAAAGGCUUAGCAUUAGCUAUCGACCAGGCCUAGCGUUAAGUGAAAAUGUUUUUCUUAACAAUAUUUUCGUAUGUGAAGGCACCAAGGAUCCUGUCACGGAAAAGUAACGGUAUCGUUUUGUAUUGGGUUCUCUCCGAUUCUGCUAAUCAUUAGGUAUUUAGCUAUCCAUCCUAGCUAGCUUGUUAGACAGGCUAAGCUAAUGUGGGCUACUAAAGCUUUCACAGGCCAUAUUGAGUGUCGAGCACACAUGCUCUGUAGUGUCUAUUCAUUUGUGGUGUCAACGUUUUCCUCCUGAUUGUUGUGUGUAACGUUACAUGGCACACGGGAUUACUUUAAUGUUGCAAUUUUGAUUAACCUCAGCUUGCUCCACAGUGGUGGUCGGCCCAAUUCAACAUGCACAGAAGUCUUAGGACAACAAUGUUAUCAUUGACGAACGGGCUGGAAUACCAGUUCUCAAAAGCGUCACGAAUUGCUUAACCACUCUGUUUAUUAAAUGCAGUACAUAUGCAUUAUUGGCUUAAUGUCUGUAGUUUCAUACUUUGGGGCUUAUGGUUGCAAUAAUGUCUGUAGUAAAAACAUUCUUUAUCCUUUUCUUUUUUUGUUAAGGUUAAAGUUGGAAGAAGACAAAUGUGGAAGAAGUCAAAUAUGAAGUUUUUAAUCAGAAUAAUUUGAAGCUCGAGUGUGUGAAGCUGAAUUUUCAGAAUGCAUGCUUGUUGUGAGGUGGAAAGACGCUCCUGUAUAGACUAUGGGCAGUGUGAGGAAUUGGGGAAGAGGAAUGAAGUCAGAAAUUUGAAGAAAGAAGAAAACAUGUAUUUGAAGUAAUGAAGUUAAGAUCAGAAGUAAUCUGGGAUAAGAUCACAGUGCUAAGUAAUUAUUAGUAUGUUUAUCCAAUGCGUGCAUGCAAUUAUUUUACACACAAAUGCUAAGGGUAACUGUAGUCCCAUAAAAUUGAUACAUACAAUUGAAAAGUUAGCGUUAAUCACAUCGUAUUAUUUCAUUCUGCACACAACACAUCUAUUUGAUUAUUUUUAGUUUCAUGGAACACCCUAUAACUACACUUAAGUAUAAAGAUUUUAAAUCAUAAAAGUGUGAAUACACACGCAAGAUAUGUCAAUGAAUAACUGUAAUUAGUUGCUAAAAAUCAUCAUAUAGCUGAAUUACCCAUCAUGGGUUGUGCAUGUUUUCCUGGCGCUAAUGUCAUGCUGGUGUGGUUAAUCCAGGAGUCCCGCUCCGCAUCUAGGAGUGUUAGUCCCAGGCGCUCUGGCAAAUCUGCCAGCCACUCCCCAGCACACUCUCCUGCUCGUUCAAAGGAGGACUCACGCCACUCCCGCUCGAAAUCCCGCUCUCACUCCAGGUCCAGGUCGAGAUCCCGUUCUCACCGGAGCUCCCGUCGCUACUACAGCAGGUCCCGCUCUGGCUCGCGCUCACGCCAUCGCCGCUCACGCUCUGGCAGCAGGGAGUAUGGACGCCGACGCAGCCACAGCCGCUCGCCAAUGUCCAACCGCCGUCGCCACAUUGGAAACCGGGCCAACCCUGAUCCUAACAACUGCCUUGGCGUGUUUGGCUUGAGCCUGUACACAACAGAGAGGGACCUGCGGGAAGUGUUCUCCAAGUAUGGCCCGCUGGCCGACGUCAGUAUCGUCUACGACCAGCAGUCGCGUCGCUCCAGGGGCUUCGCCUUUGUCUACUUUGAAAACAAUGCGGAUUCCAGAGAGGCAAAGGAGCGAGCCAAUGGAAUGGAGUUAGAUGGUCGCAGGAUCAGGGUUGACUACUCCAUCACAAAAAGGCCUCACACUCCAACUCCUGGAAUUUACAUGGGAAGGCCCACAUACGGUGCCCCCAGCAUGUCCCGGCGAUCUUCACGUGACUACUAUGACCGCGGUAAUGAGCGUGGCUAUGAUCGCUAUGAUGAUAGAGAAUACUACAGAUCCUAUCGACGGAGGUCCCCUUCCCCUUACUAUGGUCGAGGAGCUUACAGAUCCCGCUCCCGCUCUCGCUCAUACUCCCCCCGUAAGUAA